AUGCGAAUUGGUAUAACCGGUAGGGCCUUUACAGAUAGGCCCAGCCUUACUAUUAUUGCAUUCCUACUGAAAUUUAUGAUGAUACUAAUACCUUGUAACUAUUCACUGCUGCAUGCUAACGGUACGCCGAUCGUCAACAUUGAUGUCGUUGGACAGUCACCGGCCACCUCUUCUGCCCGGUAUAUUCAAUACAAAGAGGAAAAUGGAUCUGUCUUCGAUGAAAUAGCAAAGAAAGCAUUCAUUUCAUUGCAUUCAGAACCUUACAUUGAACCGCCAUUGUUAACUUUUGAUCAGAAGCGGUUAAAAUGGCUCCAACGAUACAUGCGAAAGCAAUUAAAAUCCGAGAAAAAGGGAAAGAAAAUGAUUUCUUCACCAAAAGAAGCAUUGCAUCAAGUGAAUCAAGAAGUGAGCUUAGGAAGAUUAGAUGAUUCAAGACCUACAGCACAUUGUGAUGGUCAAAUUUUCAAGCAACGUAUCCGUAUGGACGGCUGUUUAUCAAAGGUAGUACACAAUAGAUUUUGCCACGGGACUUGUUCUUCUUAUUUCAUACCACGUUUGAGGCCACGAAAAUUAAAACUAGAUGCUAUGUUCCAAAGCUGUUCAGUGUGUAGGCCAGCUGAGUGGGAUACUAUCGAGGUGAAACUGGACUGUCCAAGGAAGAAUCCAAAGGAACUGAAGCGAAAAGUAAUCAAAGUGAAAAAAUGUAAAUGUAUCGCAUUAGGCGGCAAUAAUCUAGAAAGUGAAGAAGAUGGUCGGUAA
This is a messenger RNA of Brugia malayi, 759 nucleotides long. RefSeq lists its product as uncharacterized. The transcript is spliced from 5 exons. Lineage: Eukaryota; Metazoa; Nematoda; Chromadorea; Rhabditida; Onchocercidae. The coding region runs from base 1 to 759 and encodes 252 amino acids. The record is from RefSeq and is a predicted model, not a curated record. Gene Ontology annotation, molecular function: BMP binding; receptor ligand activity. Gene Ontology annotation, biological process: animal organ morphogenesis.